UUCACAGGGAACGUGAGAAAAGAAGAACUCUAAAUAAAUUAUCUUUUUCAUUUGAGACAAAUAAUUGGUAUAUUUCCUUGAUGGUUCCUGCAUUUGUUUGGUCCAUCAUCAUCUAUUAGAUCUGUCACAACGACAACAACAACAUCUAUCGCUUUUCCUCUUCGGAUCAAACAAACACACAGAAAUGGGUGCGGCUGACAAUAUUCAUGUCGAAGAUGGAACCUUGGAGAUUGGAAUGGAAUAUAGAACUGUUUCUGGGGUUGCUGGACCAUUGGUUAUUCUUGAAAAAGUUAAGGGACCUAAGUAUCAAGAGAUUGUUAAUAUUCGGUUAGGAGAUGGAACUACGAGGCGUGGACAAGUUCUAGAAGUUGAUGGCGAAAAAGCUGUUGUUCAGGUUUUUGAAGGUACGUCUGGGAUUGACAAUAAAUUCACAACUGUGCAAUUUACUGGAGAGGUGUUAAAGACUCCUGUAUCACUGGACAUGCUUGGCCGCAUCUUUAAUGGUUCUGGAAAACCAAUUGAUAACGGUCCACCCAUAUUACCUGAGGCUUACUUGGACAUAUCAGGUAGUUCCAUCAACCCUAGUGAGAGAACCUACCCAGAAGAGAUGAUUCAGACAGGAAUUUCUACAAUUGAUGUCAUGAAUUCUAUUGCUAGAGGUCAAAAGAUCCCUCUAUUCUCAGCUGCUGGUCUCCCUCAUAAUGAAAUUGCUGCACAAAUAUGUCGUCAGGCGGGCUUAGUCAAGCGAUUAGAGAAAUCCGAUAAUCUUCUUGAGGGUGGAGAAGAGGACAAUUUCGCUAUUGUAUUUGCAGCCAUGGGAGUUAACAUGGAGACUGCACAGUUUUUCAAACGUGACUUUGAAGAGAAUGGCUCUAUGGAGAGAGUGACCCUUUUCCUUAAUCUGGCAAAUGAUCCUACAAUUGAGCGUAUCAUCACUCCUCGUAUUGCUCUUACUACUGCUGAAUAUUUGGCAUAUGAAUGCGGCAAACAUGUUCUUGUGAUACUCACAGAUAUGAGUUCUUAUGCUGAUGCUCUUCGUGAGGUAUCUGCAGCCCGAGAAGAGGUUCCAGGUAGACGUGGAUAUCCUGGUUACAUGUAUACAGAUCUUGCAACAAUAUAUGAACGUGCUGGAAGAAUCGAGGGACGAAAAGGCUCUAUUACACAAAUUCCAAUUCUAACCAUGCCUAACGACGAUAUUACACAUCCAACUCCUGAUCUUACUGGAUAUAUCACUGAGGGGCAGAUAUAUAUUGACCGACAGUUGCACAACAGACAGAUAUAUCCACCAAUCAAUGUCCUUCCAUCGCUGUCUCGAUUAAUGAAGAGUGCCAUCGGGGAGGGAAUGACACGAAGGGAUCACGCUGAUGUGUCCAACCAGCUCUAUGCAAAUUAUGCCAUCGGAAAGGAUGUCCAGGCAAUGAAAGCCGUGGUCGGAGAAGAAGCACUUUCGUCUGAGGACCUGCUGUAUCUGGAAUUUCUCGACAAGUUUGAGAGGAAGUUUGUUGCCCAAGGAGCAUACGAUACCCGCAACAUCUUCCAGUCUCUAGAUCUUGCAUGGACUUUGCUUCGGAUUUUCCCUCGCGAGCUUCUUCAUCGUAUACCGGCAAAGAAUCUCGAUCAGUACUACAACCGAGAUGCUGGCAACUGAUUUAUUUAUUCUCUUUCUCAUCCAACAGUCCUUAUUUCUUCUAUUCAGCACAUAUGUUACAUAUAAUAAAGGUUUGAGUGCCUCAUUUUGAUUUCCUCAUCUAGUCAGAGUGAAGACCCCCCAUAGAUAUUUUAUUUCCUGUGCCAAUUUUUUUCCUGGGUAGUGAGGAUAUUGAUUAGUAUUUUAUUUCCUAUUAAUAUUUUACCAGCGCAGUUAGGUUAGGAGCUUUUAUGAUUCGGAAAUACCUUGUAAUUUGAUUAUUGAGCAUAUUAUAAUCAGGGCAUUUAUUUAUUUAUUUA
Messenger RNA from Trifolium pratense (red clover), 1947 nucleotides. Its product is annotated as V-type proton ATPase subunit B 2. The coding region runs from base 185 to 1648 and encodes 487 amino acids. The transcript is spliced from 15 exons. Lineage: Eukaryota; Viridiplantae; Streptophyta; Magnoliopsida; Fabales; Fabaceae. Gene Ontology annotation, biological process: ATP metabolic process; proton transmembrane transport. The record is from RefSeq and is a predicted model, not a curated record. Gene Ontology annotation, molecular function: ATP binding; proton-transporting ATPase activity, rotational mechanism. Gene Ontology annotation, cellular component: proton-transporting V-type ATPase, V1 domain.